Molecule: messenger RNA, 2005 nt
Organism: Bombyx mori (domestic silkworm)
Lineage: Eukaryota; Metazoa; Arthropoda; Insecta; Lepidoptera; Bombycidae
Exons: 2
Coding region: 101-484 (127 amino acids)
Source: RefSeq, a predicted model, not a curated record
AAAUCAGUUAUCAGCCCGCAGCUGUUAUCAUAGACACGCUAUCAGUCAUGAUAAUUCAGUUGACAUCAGAAAUCCACGGGAAACGGACAUGUGAGACAGUAUGUCGAAGAAAAUAUCCGAACCGAUUAUUCUUCAUGAGAUCAGAGUGGACGGGAAAAAGAAAAGGCACUCGGAGUACGCCUUGCCCCCGAAAGGUGCGUCCCAAGGCCCACGAAAAGUUUCAGGGAGUGAAUUUGUUUAUGUGAAUUCUGCUUAUGUCGGGAGCACUCAAAGCGUUAACCAAAGGCUCCCAGAACCACCAACAAGUGUCAUCCGUGAACAGUAUUGGACAUGUUCGCGGUGGCCACAGACGCAAAGAGUGAUCCUCGCCGCAGCAGGGGGGGUCCUGCUCGGAGCCAUCAUAGGCUUGAUCGUCACAAUGACUUUAAGAGACAAAGAAGACAAUGUCAUCGGAGGAAUAUUCCGGCACUCUACACCUGACUAAAGCUUUAACUCUUAAAUCUUCUCUAGAGAUGAACUGGUGUUUGUGUAAAUAAUGUUUAAUAUUAAGAUAUAGCACGAGUAACUACGAUUAGCUUUAGUGAGCAUUCACAAGUGCUUAUGGGUGGUAACUUAUGAGCAAUAUGUAAAACUUGACAGUUGACUAGGUAGGUGCCAAUAAUUGAAAGACAUAUUGUGAUUACGUGAUUUCUACGUCUUAACUGAAGUUAAGGAUAUUUUGACUGUCGAACAGAUCACGCAAUGAAGAAAAUGGCGUGGCAAUAAUGCACUAUAAUGGAAUAAUUUAAUCCUUGCGUCCGUCAAUUGCCUGUCAAAGUCAACAGUCCAGUAAUUAUCAGUAAAAAAAGAGAAUGUGUUUUGCAUGCGUUCUAAUUCAGGACAUAUAGUGGAACUACAAAAGGUAAAGUUAAUUGUUGAACUAGCAAAAAAAGCCAGCAUGCUUAUUUACAAAUUCAAAGUCCACUGUUGCAUAUAUCUCGUAAAUGUUUCUGCCAGAUUAGAUCAGAUAUUUUGAGUUAUAUAUACAUCAGUGGAAAAUGAUAAGGAUUUGUAUGUACAAAAAAUCUUUCAAUUGUUAUUGUAUAAUACUUUCCACUUCGCUCUCGUAAAUAUUAUUAAAAGUAUUUGAAAAGAAAAUAAGGACAUAGAUAUUAAAAUAUGUAUAUAUACUUUGUUUUCUAGAAUAAUAAACUACAUAUUUAUCAAUGUUUUAAGGUAUUGUUUUUGGAUGUUGUUACCGAUGCACAAACCAGUUUCAAUUCUUUCAUAAAGUCGAGUUUAAGAUUCGGUUUCAUGAUAUUAUUUUCUAAUUGUCUCUAACUGGUCAAUAUAAAUGAUAAAGAUAUUAGAUUUAUCUAAUAUUUUACGAGCUUUAGUGUGAUCCCUCCUCGUAUUUAACUGAGUGGGGUGAGUUGAGGCUAAUCGAAAAUAUAUCAUAAGAUUUUUCUAGCUGUGUACAUAUUUAGGUAAACCUUGCGGCUCUCCCGAUGAUAAGCGCCAAACUGAGUCAUAAAUCGAAUCACAUCGUAAUUGUGCUAUUUUAGAAUAUUUAUAGAAUACAAUUGAGAUUUCGACCCCAGGCCUCAAGACGUACACUCAACCAGGUUUACCCAGAAUUCAUCUAUCCAUAUUUACCAAUAAAUUUUUAUUUAUUUAUUGUUAACAUAGAAAUAGAAAAACAAUCAUAAUUUGCAUUUGUGCUUGAACUAGGUGGUAAAACCUGUAUCUCAAGCAGCAGUGUUCCUCUUACAAACAAUACAACAGCUUUACUUCAAAUAAAUAAAGGAUGUACUCAGAGCAGCCCGUGUUCAUGUAUGUAUAUAAAUUUAGUUUACUUAUGUAAUACAAUAAUGAACAUUGUACAGAAUAGUAUUACUAAUUAGAUUAAUUUUUAAUUAACACAAGUGUCAGACAUUUCUGUUUUAUACAUUCGCAAUGCUGAUAUAAUAAUAAUUGGAAAAUUCACCAGAUAAUAAAAUAAAAUUAAAAUGCUUUAUCUUACUAA